Tachysurus vachellii is the source of this 4652-nucleotide messenger RNA. RefSeq names its product RNA binding motif protein 26 (gene rbm26). Gene Ontology annotation, cellular component: nucleus. Lineage: Eukaryota; Metazoa; Chordata; Actinopteri; Siluriformes; Bagridae. Gene Ontology annotation, molecular function: RNA binding; metal ion binding. The transcript is spliced from 22 exons. The coding region runs from base 324 to 3410 and encodes 1028 amino acids. Gene Ontology annotation, biological process: mRNA processing. The record is from RefSeq and is a predicted model, not a curated record.
UUCGCCGUUUGUGGGAAAGAGGAAAAAUCGAGAAAAGUAUCGGGAUUAUUUUCUAAACGUUUCCACGCGAAAUGGUCAAAUCUAAAUUCUGAUAAGAGCCGAAUACUAUUCUGUAAUAUCCUGCUCUUUCCGCCUGUCAUGCUGGUCAAAAAUAACAUGUUUGGAAUAAUGAGUGAAAACUGCGCGUAGUUUGGCUUGUUAGCGUUAGCAUUAGCAUUAGCAUCCUUGGCCUGGUGUGUUGGUAGCUUAGCACUUUUCACCUUCAGCACUUUAGCUGAUCUGUUUUUCUUUUUCUUUUCAUUUUCCUUUUAUUUCUUUGCAAAAUGAUGAUUGAAAACCUCGAUGCCUUGAAGACGUGGCUCUCCAAAACCCUCGAACCAAUAUGUGACGCUGACCCGUCUGCACUCGCUAAAUACGUGGUGGCCUUGGUGAAGAAGGACAAGUCAGAGAAAGAGCUUAGAGCACUAUGCAUAGACCAGUUGGAUGUAUUCCUCCAGAAGGAGACUCAGACGUUUGUGGAUAAACUUUUUGAAGCUGUGAACACAAAGAGCUACCUACCUCAGGCUGAGACACUGAGCUCUACAGGCAGGACAGAGACCCACACACGCUCCGAAAAAGACGAGCAGAAGAAAGACGAGCUUGUGAGUCGGGAUGAUGAACGAGAGAAGAAGUUCUCGAGGAGAGUGAACCACAGUCCUCAGCCCAGCUCACGUUACAGCCGAGACAGCAGGAGGAUGGAUGAACGUAAGAAAGACGAUCGGUCCAGAAAGAGAGAGUACGAGCGUCCUCCACCCAGACGUGACUCGUAUCGUGAACGCUACAACCGACGUAGGGGGCGGAGCUAUAGUCGUAGCAGGAGUCGCAGCUGGAGCAAAGAUAGAUUGCGUGACCGUGACCGAGAAAGAGAUCGUGAGCGAGACAGAGAGCGAGACAGAGAACGGGAACGCACCAGGACACGCUCACGUAGCCGCUCCAGGUCAAGAAGUCGAGAUAGGGAGCCUGGAAAACCAAAGUAUGACCACGAGCGGCCAGAGGGUGUGGCCACUGAGGCCUACGUUCCCCCACCCCUCGCUUCUGCUCCUAGCUCCGCCCAUUUCCCUGUACCUUCUCUCAGCAGCACCAUCACUGUCAUCGCUCCUACGCACCAUGGCAACAGCACCACCGAGAGCUGGUCUGAUUUCCACCAAGACCAGGUCCCGUAUGGCAGAGCUGCUCCGCCCCCUUCACGCAAGCGUUGUCGUGACUACGAUGAGAAAGGUUUCUGUAUGCGAGGUGAUAUGUGUCCGUUCGACCACGGCAGCGAUCCGGUGGUGGUGGAGGACGUAAACCUUCCCAGCAUCCUCCCCUUCCCACCUGCACCACUUCCUGUCGGGGAUGGUCCUCCCCCUCCGGGUCUGCCACCGCCUCCAGGUCUACUCCCUCCUCCACCGGUUAAUCUCCGGCCCCCUGUAGCACCAGGCAGCCUCCCACCUGUCGCAGGUCCUCCUCCACCUCUUCCAGCGCUGGAUGUUCCUCCAAACUCCAUGACCAGCUCCGUCCCCUCCAUCGUCUCCACGUCUCGUCCUUUACUCCCUCAGCCUCCACUUCACCUUGUCACUUCAGGCAUCAGACCCCCACACACACAGCCACCGCCUCCCCUCUUCACCCCCGGUAACCUCACUAACCUCAAUUCAUUUGAACCGGACAUGUAUAACCCCGAAGCUCCUAGUCUGAACUCUCGUCCUGCGUACAGACCCAGGGUCAACGUGCAGCGACCGAACCUCAUCGGCCUCACUAUGGGAGAGAUGGAUCUUCCUCAUCGGGAGAAAAUGCUGAACAGCAAUAAUGCACGGAUCGUUUUAGAAUCAGACUCCAGGAAGAGAGGGGCUGGGCAUCACGAUGGGGGCGUUCCUUUGAAAAAACCUUGGUUUGAUAAGCUGAACUUCAACAAGCCCAACCAUCAUGGCUACCAUAAGAAAAUGCUACUUCCACUUCCUCUGCCUCUGCCCAAUACUAAGCUGGCCAUCCGUCAGAUUCCACCUGGGAUUAACAAUAUCAGCAAACUUAACGAGCACUUCAGUAAAUUUGGGAAAAUUGUCAACCUGCAGGUCGCCUAUAACAACGACCCUGAGAGUGCUCUGAUCCAGUUCGAGUCUCCAGAGGAAGCGAAGCGCGCUAUACAAAGCACUGAGGCUGUCCUCAACAACCGCUUCAUCAGAGUGUACUGGCACAGAGAUGACGGGCCACCUGGCAACCGGACGCACACCCCGCUCAACGUGAAUGUGGCACAGCCUGAAGCCACCAGUCUGAAGCAGUCAGUGAAAGAUCGUCUCGGUCCUCUGCCCUCUAACAGCACAGAGCCGCUGCAGGACGCCACGCCUCCGUCACAGUCUUCACAGAGCGCCGCCCGUUCUUCAGUGAAGGACCGUCUGGGCUUCUCUAAACCGGCAGCGGCCGAAGGAAAGGUCUUCUCCACCUCUACUGGACUCACAAAGACUUUUUACAACCCAGCUGCAAUGAAGCCAGGACAAAAGGGUGUAGCGACAGGGACAGCCCCAACUUCUGAGGACGCCCUGAAGAAGAAGCAGGAGGCUCUUAAACUUCAGCAAGAUGUGAGGAAGAAGAAGCAGGAGAUUCUGGAGAAGCACAUUGAUACGCAGAAACUGCUGAUUUCUAAGCUAGAGAAGAACAAGGCAAUGAAAGCGGAAGACAAAGCUCAGGUGAUGCAGACGCUGAACGCUCUGACAAACAGCAUUAGCAAACUGCAGGAGGAGAUCAAGGGCCUGUCCAGUGCACACACACUGCAUAGUGGCAUCAAAACCAAGGCCCAGGCUCAGAAGGAGUUGUUGGACACUGAACUCGAUCUCUACAAGAAAGCACAAGCUGGAGAAGACACAGCUCAGCUCAAACUCAGAUACACGCAGCUGCAGCUUGAGGCAGCUAAGCGGGGUAUCCUGACCCCAGGGCGAGGGAGGGGGGCCCAUGCCCGGGGUCGGGGAUCAGCACGAGGACGCGGUAGGGGCAUCAGAGGCAGACCAAGGGGAGUUUCUACCCAUUCUGUGGUGGAUCAUCGACCCCGUGCUCUGGAGAUCAGUGGCUUCACCGAGGCCGAACGAGUGGAUCUGCUGCCACACUUUGCCCAAUUUGGGGAAAUUGAGGACUGUCAGAUGGAGGACUCCAGUCUCAGUGCUGUUAUCACCUUCAGAACCCGAGCAGAGGCUGAACAGGCUGCCGUUCAUGGCGUGAGGUUUAACAAUCAGGAACUGCGUCUGUCCUGGUACAAACCAGCGGUGUCUCUGAACACAGCCGACGCCGACGAGGCAGAGCCGGAGGAAGAGGAGUUCCAGGAGGACACUCUGGUGGACGACGCGCUGCUGCAGGACGAUGACGAGGAAGAAGACGAUAACGAGCCCCGCUCCUGGCGCAGAUGAAGAGGUCCCCUGACUCAGCUCCAUCUCCACUGUUGCAUCAUUUCCUGUUUCUUUAAUUUUUUUGUCAGACGGUUUUUAAUUAAGAAGCGGUUUGCCUUGAGUAUGACGUUCAUGUUUUAUGUACUAGCGGUAACGCCGAGCCGACGUCUCCGUCGGGAACCGUUCAGGAUUUCUUUUUCACAGUGUAAAAAAAAAAACAUUGACAUUGAAUGAAUUACUUUUCUGUGAAUCUUCUCUAAUAAGAAGCCAUGUUUAAUUUGUAAAGAUCCCGAUCCGGUAACUAACUUUUAAUUUCAAAGAGCACGUUUGGGGCCACACGUAGAACAUAGUUAGUUUGUGUGUAUGUGUGUACAUAUUUUAUGUAUGAGUUUUAAUGAUUUGUAUGACUGCUUUGCUUCUCCUGGCUUACUCUGAAAUGUCAAAAAAAUAAAGAAUUGAAAUGGUCUAGAAAAAAUAUCAGCCGAAAAAAGAAGCAAAAAAAAAAAAAGAAAAGAAACGCAAGCUGCUGCUUCUGCGGCACUCGUUUUAAAAAAAAGAAAGAAAGAAAGAAGAAAAAAUAUUAAACGGCUGAAAAUAUAAAGACCAUUUCAAAACACCCCCCCACCCCCAAUCCUCACAAAAAGAGCAAAAUUCCUAUUUUUCCUGAAGCGGAGUGUGUGACUGGUAAGUGAUGGGCUUUAUGAAGAAGAAGGUAAGGACAAAACCAUUUUCUAACUGAUUUAUUAAACAUAUAUAAUGUUUUUUGUUUGUCGCUGCAGCAGUAAAUCGACUUGUUGAAUUUUUUUUACUAUAAUGCUCAAGCGUUACGUUCAAAACGUCUCAGGUUUAUGUUUCAUUUAUUCAUUUUUGUGUCUUCUCCUUUUGCAUGAGUCACGACUGGACGGAGUCAGCACACGUCCUGGACCUCCAGAUCGUCAGACUUCACCACCACCACCUUUCAUGCUUCUUCAGCACUUCUCCUUCCUCACAUCCUCCCUUAUGUUUAUUCUCAGCACUAAGAGUUUUAAAGCUUUUUAUGAUCCAGGAUUUGCUCUAGACCUUGCGUUCUCCUGACGUUAGGGCUCACACUUUCCUGUCGUAAUCUUUCAGGAGCCACGUGGAGAUGUUUUUAUUGCUCAUUUAGAAGCUUUAGAGGAGAUCAUCUCUAGAUCUGUACACGUAUUAUCCCUCAGCUGCUCAUUUGGUCUCGACUGAUAAUCCAUUGGAUAAAAAUGUCAGCUAAAUAAACGAGCGUAAGCGUGA